UACGAUCGGAUAUGAAAAUAAAAAUUCAGUUUUCGAAAAACUGUGACUGGCCGGUUACCGACGGCAUCAACGUCGACGUCUCGAAAUUGUUAAUGUAAAAUUCCGCUGGAGGCGCUGCGUGCAGUGAUAAAAUUUUGAGAUACCAACGCGUCGUCGUUUCUAGAACAAAUCGUGCAAUCGUGGUUCAAAAUUGAGUGCAGGAAGUGAAACGUUGCGUUUUAAUGACGCGGCGAAUUCCGAUCACCGUCAUUCCCGAAUUUCUACGAAUUAAUCCCACGUACAAUUCCCGUUUAGCGUUGUAAAUGCUAUAAAUUGCGUGGUCUUAUUCGUUCACGGGUUUUCGGCGAUGACACAGUUUAUCGAUAAAGUUUCGAGGACAAGGACGUGGCCCAGCUAGCUGGCGAAUCGCUAACAACGAGAGUGUGCAGGUAGUAAAAAUUGGCAAACAAUCGACAAAUUAUAUCUCGAAUUCAACGAAGCGUGAAAACAGUAACGAUCCACCCUGAAAUAUCCGACGACAAUGGAGUUUCCAAACUUGGGUGAACAUUGCUCCGAAAAAACCUGCAACCGUCUCCAGUUUCUGCCCCUGAAGUGCGACGCCUGCGAGGCGAUAUUCUGCACCGAUCACAUAUCCUACACCAGUCACACGUGUCCAAGUGCCUAUAAGAAGGACGUUCAAGUGCCUGUAUGUCCGCUCUGCAACGCCCCAGUGCCUUCGAAGCGAUCCGAUCCACCCGAUCUCGCGGUAAGUCUGCAUAUAGACAACGACUGUCAGGCAGAUCGUGCCAAAAGCAGGAGGAAAGUCUUCACCAACAAGUGUACGUCCAAGGGCUGCAAAAUCAAGGAAAUCGUCGCGGUUAAAUGCGGGGACUGCGGGAAAAACUUUUGCUUGAAACACCGGCAUCCCUGCGAUCACGCUUGUGUGGGAAAAGAGGAAACCGUGCGUCAGCGGAGGAUUGAAGCUCUUAACAAACAGGCCGAGAGUCGAGUCCCACAGAAUAAUCAAAAUGCCAAUUCUAGCCUGUUUAGGAAUCUUCAGGGAACUAUCAGCGAGGACGAAGCCUUGGCCAGGGCCUUACAAGCCUCUCUUCAAGAUGAAGAAAAUGCUGGGAGGAUCGAGUCUUGUCAAGAGGAAGAGAUUCCACUCGGGAACAAAGGCAGAUGCAUGCUCUCUUAGUUCUUUUAUAAUUUAUAAACACGAUAAAACGGUGACGGCAACGAAGAACAGACGUGUUGAAAUCCUGGUGGAAUUACUUGUCAACUGCUGAAGAUGCGUUUAAUGUUUUUUUUUUUUUUUUUUUCAACGUUUCUAGAAUUAGGCAUCAAAUAUCAAUUAGUAGGCAGGUUCUUACGAGCUAUGGAUGAUCAAAAAACUGGACGUUUUCAAAAUCCUAUUCUAUAAUUUAGCCUUUUACGGGAGGAAACUGAAUUUCUGUCUUUUUUCACAUUAAAUAAGCUCUAGUUUUUAAAUCUAAAUACACGAGAAUUUGAAAGAAAUAUUGAACUAUGUAUCUUUCAUACAAGCUUUUUUUUUCGUCAGUUGCUGUUAAGUCGUUUACAUUCACCCUAAAUUUUAAAUCAAGUCUCCUCAACUAUUAUGCAUAAACAUAACCUUAUUAGUUAUUCUAGCCAAUCACGAAUUCUAUUUCACCAAGUCUAGUUAUAAUCGCAAUGAUGUAACAAAUUAAGACUUCUGAUCGCUGUCUAGUGAUUAAUUAAUUACGCAUUUUUUUGUAAAUAAUUUAAAAAUAAUCUAUAUACACAUUGCGAACAAUCACGUUCCAAACUGCCUCUGUACAUUCGUCAUAAUAAAUAGUUACUACCAGCUUUAUUGUAACACAAAAAAGAAGAAACGGUGUUAUGAAACGAGUAAAAAGUUCUUUACUUGCAAAUUUUCCUCUACUCUUAUCCAUACAAUAAAUAUUUAUUAUAAACAUA
Messenger RNA from Neodiprion virginianus, 1938 nucleotides. RefSeq names its product AN1-type zinc finger protein 2A-like. Gene Ontology annotation, biological process: protein targeting to ER; proteasome-mediated ubiquitin-dependent protein catabolic process. Gene Ontology annotation, molecular function: zinc ion binding. Gene Ontology annotation, cellular component: endoplasmic reticulum; cytoplasm. The record is from RefSeq and is a predicted model, not a curated record. The coding region runs from base 521 to 1177 and encodes 218 amino acids. The transcript has a single exon. NCBI's taxonomy places the organism in Eukaryota, Metazoa, Arthropoda, Insecta, Hymenoptera, Diprionidae.